CGUGAACCAUUAUAAAAUUCUUGAAAACCUCCACGACUUCCUCACUCACGCCAAAGUCAAUCAACAAUCUUGAACUACUGCAAAUCCAGUUAUUUUGUGAACAUGGAGUCGACCAGAGUUAUCAACUUUUCAGCUGGACCAGCUAAAUUACCGGAAGAGGUAUUGGAAAAAGCACAGGGUGAAAUGCUUAACUACAAUAACACAGGACAAUCAGUCAUGGAAAUCAGCCACAGAUCAGGUGAUUUCACCAAAAUCAUCAAUGCUGCAGAAAAAGAUGUUCGUGACAUUUUGAGUGUGCCCAGCAAUUACAAAAUCAUCUUUACACAAGGAGGAGGGACCGGUCAAUUUUCAGCUGUACCGCUCAAUCUCAUGGGACUGAAGGAAGGUCACACUGCUGAUUAUAUAGUGACCGGCAGCUGGUCAGCCAAGGCCGCAAAGGAGGCUGAGAAAUACGGCAAGGUCAACGUCGUCAACCCCAAAAUGGACAAAUACACAACGAUUCCACAUGAAUCAACAUUCAAUCUAAACCCUGAAGCCUCCUAUGUAUUCUACUGUGCCAAUGAAACUAUCCACGGUGUGGAGUUCCAGUAUAUACCAGAAACAAAUGGUGUCCCUCUUGUCUGUGAUAUGUCUUCUAACAUGAUGUCCCGUCCUGUAGAUAUCUCAAAGUUCGGUGUAAUAUUUGCUGGAGCCCAGAAGAACAUCGGCUGUGCUGGUGUGACUGUAGUUAUCAUCAGAGAAGAUUUAUUAGGACACGCCCACGCAAUGACGCCGAUCAUCUUUGAUUAUAAAACACAAGUUGGAAACAACUCCCUUUACAACACAGCACCCACAUACAAUAUAUAUAUCCUAGGCCUAGUGUUACAAUGGGUGAAGGCCCAGGGCGGUGUUAAGAAGAUGGAACAGAUUUCUGACAUCAAAUCAAAAGCCUUGUACAAUGUCCUCGACAGCUCAAAUGGAUUUUACUGUGGUACCAUUGAGCCUCACUGUAGAAGCAGAAUGAACGUUCCAUUCCGAGUCGGGGGACCUGACGGAGACGAUGCAUUAGAAAAGAAAUUCUUAGAGGAGGCAGCAAAAUGGAACAUGAUCUCAUUAAAAGGACACAGGUCUGUCGGUGGUAUGCGAGCGUCAUUAUACAACGCCGUUACUGUCGAGGAAGCAAUGACUCUUGUACGCUUCAUGAAUGAAUUCCGUCAACAAAAUCAGUGAACCUAAUCAACGAAAUCAGUGAACCAUGAAAGACAUUUGAUAAAUUUGAUUUCAUAUCCCUAUGAAACCUAUAGAUUCUAGUCUUGAAAAUCUUUGCUCCAAAAAUGUAUUGAACCACUAGAUUUGGAGGAGUUUAUUUAGGUUAUAGCUGUGCUGGUAUCAAUCUUGUCUGUUCAGAGCUGUGCUGUUCCCAUACCAGCAUUUUGAUAAUGGGCACUAAUGGUCCAUUGCCUGUUAUUCUCAGCAGAUUUAACUGGAAUAACAAUUCAAUUACUUUUCUUUGUUUAUAAAUUAAAAGAUUGCCACCAUUUUGUAUAUUUUGAAGACAUGGUUUUUCAGUGUAUUCACACUAUAAAUGUAGUAAAUCACCAAACUUAACCAAUAUCAUCUCUAACGGGGAAUUGUUAUUUUACAAGAAACCGAAUCUCAUAAGGCAAUGUUAUCUCCAUUAGAAGUUAUAAAAUACUUUUUUUAAUGAAAAAAAAAACCAAUCUUUAACACAACUCUGUGAUUUGUUUUAGUUUGGUUUUAGCCAGUUAAAAAAUUGUCGGGUGAUAUUUUCAGGACACUCAGAAUAUUUUCUGUGUGGAAAAUUUGAUGUAUCGUAUUUAUCUUUCAAUACGUUGAGUAUAUCAACAAAGAAUUUCUCGUCACAAAGCUUUUUUUUUUUUUUCUCAAAGUUGACUUAUUAUAGGUUGUCACUAUAGAAUUGCUGAAUUCUAAUACCAGAUUAAUGGAGUUAUCUCCCAUUAGUUUGAUCAGACAUAUCAUAGAGACCAAAAUUAUAAAGAUCAGUUUUAUUUAAAAUUCUGAUACUCUAGAGACAAGGUCAAGUCUUAUAAUUAUCUACACAGCAAUAGAUAUGGGUGGGCGAAUUACUGGGUAAAUACGAUAGAAAAAAUAUCCAAGUAGAAUUUCAGUAUCUUCUUUCCACCUGGUCUAAGGGUAAAACAAUAUGGUUGAGAUAUUUUUUGAUGGUUGUGUAGACAUGUGUCUAGAUUAUCAUGCGGGGGAUCGGUUUAGUGUUUACACACUGCCGAAAACCUGGUAAGAAUUCUCGCGUAAAAAUAAUACUUAACAAUUUUUUGUCGAUAUACAUGUGUGAUAGAAAGAAAAGAUGAAUAUUUUUUUGAAAUGUGUGAAAGAGAUAUUGAGUGUUUGUGUACAUACAGUGAUAUAAGAUUGUAAAUAUAUUUUGUAUAUAGUGUAAAUAUAGUGUAAAUAAUGUAAUAUAUGAUGUAAGUAUCUUGUUGAAAGCUGAAUGAAGAAAGAUUGAUGUACAUGUUUGUGUAUGUAGAGUAGUUUGGAGAAAAUGGUGCUGUUUAUAACUGAUUGAGUUUUUAAUUAUCAGAAUGUACCUUGUAUAACAUGUUCAUUUUGUGUAUUGAGAAAUACAAUAUUUAAGAAAAAAAUGUUAAAACAUAUUUACAUUCAAGUUAAUUUUUUACUGUUGUGAAAGUGAUAUGUCAGCAGUUUUUGUUUUUAAUUCAGAAAUAUGAAAAUAGAAUUUGACAAACACAUUUCCUUUCAUGAUUUUUUUUUGUAAUUUCACUAUAGGGCAUGUUUUAUGAUAAUGUGUAUUAUUGCUGAGGUGUUCAACUUCAUAUCCACAGAAAAGUCCUGUAAUUCCAAUCUCUGAAAAUGAAUUUCUUAGAAAUUUGUUAGAAAUUUUCUUAGUCUUGGCUUAAAGUAUUGACUAGUAGCAUCAGACGAAUGGAAUUACACACUGAUAGAUCAAAAUACUUUUACUGUAUUAGUGAAGGGACGUAACUCUGGUGUAUCAGAAUCUAUUUUUUUUUUUGUGAAUUAUCAUCAAUACAUUGAUACAAAAUUUGCAAAGACUCGUUCCUGUUUCAAGAAUAUAUUCCACUUCAGGAAAUUCCUCAAUUAUUCACCGUUUGAAUAUGUGAACAAAUUUUUGAUUUAUUGGUAAGUUUUCUAUAACUUAUCCAGUAACUUGAGUAAUUGUUUCCCAGUGAAAAAUCUGAAGGCAAGGGCCGUUUGGUGUAUGUUACUGGAACAGGAACAAAUUUUCUUAAACAUGACAGAAAACAUUUCAUAUUUCUUCAUUCUUCUCCACCAUUUUGUUUAGUAUUAUGUUAUUGUCUGAACAACGUGAGCAAAUGUUGUUUAUGAACAUUUACAAAAAAUUACAAAUAUAAAAAAAAAACAAUAAAAAGAAAACUUUAAAGUCA
Molecule: messenger RNA, 3404 nt
Organism: Pecten maximus
Lineage: Eukaryota; Metazoa; Mollusca; Bivalvia; Pectinida; Pectinidae
Product: phosphoserine aminotransferase-like
Exons: 10
Coding region: 103-1209 (368 amino acids)
Biological process (GO): L-serine biosynthetic process
Cellular component (GO): cytoplasm
Molecular function (GO): pyridoxal phosphate binding; O-phospho-L-serine:2-oxoglutarate transaminase activity
Source: RefSeq, a predicted model, not a curated record